Rotaria sp. Silwood2 is the source of this 320-nucleotide messenger RNA. Lineage: Eukaryota; Metazoa; Rotifera; Eurotatoria; Philodinida; Philodinidae. The record is from the annotation of a GenBank genome assembly.
UGGAAGGUGCAAAACAAGGCAUUGUCGUGGCUGGUGGUCAAGGACAAGGAAAUGGUCUUACACAAUUGUAUUAUCCUCAAGGAGUCGUUGUCGAUCAAUUGGGCACUGUCUAUGUGGCUGAAGCAAGGAAUGAUCGAAUCAUGCGUUGGCCCAAAGGAGCCACACAGGGAAGUGUCAUUGUUGGUGGAAACGGUGAAGGAGGACAAUCGAAUCAACUCAAUGUGCCCAUCGGUUUGUCAUUCGAUCGACACGGCAAUCUCUAUGUCGUCGAUUGUGGAAAGCAUCGAGUACAAAAAUUCAAUAUGAAUUCAAAUGGAUAA